Otolemur garnettii (small-eared galago) is the source of this 2733-nucleotide messenger RNA. It is a transcript of the gene EIF4E3, whose product is annotated as eukaryotic translation initiation factor 4E family member 3. The record is from RefSeq and is a predicted model, not a curated record. Gene Ontology annotation, biological process: translational initiation. Bases 421 to 777 code for a protein of 118 amino acids. Gene Ontology annotation, cellular component: eukaryotic translation initiation factor 4F complex. The transcript has 8 exons. Gene Ontology annotation, molecular function: translation initiation factor activity; RNA 7-methylguanosine cap binding. Lineage: Eukaryota; Metazoa; Chordata; Mammalia; Primates; Galagidae.
AGUUGGCGGCCGCCUGGCCGGUGGCGCCGGGGCCGUGGAAGGUCCAAUCGUGGCUGACGGCGGGCACGAGGCGCGCGGGCCGCAUCUUGCGGCGGUCGUGGAUGAAGAAGAGCAAGCGGAGGUAGACGAGGGGCUGUGGGGUCACCUUCUCUUCCUCUCUCCUUCCACCCCAAAUCUUCUGCAUUGGGUGUGACGCAGUGGGAGAGCACGUUGGCCUGGACCUCAAGCUACCCACGUUCUAGUCCCGCCUCUGUCAUUUCCUAGAGCUGUGGCCUCGGAUCUCUCCCUGGUGCCACGGCUGCUGAGUGUGCAUCAAAUCUGAAGAAAAUUUACACCGUACAGACAGUACAGAUAUUCUGGAGUGUGUAUAAUAAUAUCCCGCCUGUGACUAGCCUGCCUUUGAGAUGUAGUUACCAUUUAAUGAGAGGAGAGAGGCGACCACUUUGGGAAGAGGAGAGUAAUGCAAAGGGUGGUGUAUGGAAGAUGAAAGUUCCCAAGGACAGCACGUCCACAGUUUGGAAAGAAUUGUUGUUAGCAACUAUCGGGGAACAGUUCACAGACUGCGCUGCAGCAGAUGACGAAGUAAUAGGAGUCAGUGUCAGUGUUCGGGACCGGGAAGAUGUCGUCCAAGUCUGGAAUGUAAAUGCCUCUUUAGUCGGUGAAGCGACUGUUUUAGAAAAGAUCUAUGAACUUCUGCCCCACAUAACUUUUAAAGCAGUAUUUUAUAAACCCCAUGAAGAGCAUCAUGCUUUUGAAGGUGGACGUGGAAAACACUAAUUGCACUCUGUAAAGAAUUCUUUGUCCUUUGCUGAUUGGUUUUGGAAACGGUCUUAACAGGAGGGAGAGUGAAGAGAAGACAUGCCGAAGCCCGAUGCUGGUCCAUUUAGAGUGGGUUUCUGUCCUUGCAGACUGGGCAAUUAGGACUCAAAGUGGCAGGUGGGGUGGGGGGAGACUGUGUGGGUUUCUACCGUCACAUUAUUUGCUUUAAAAAAAAAAAAAACUUUUUUUUUCUGGCUCUCUAAAUUCUCCAUUCUUUUCACUCUGAAAUUUUUUUUUUUUUUUGCCCUUUAAAAUUCCUUAUUCAGUCUAAUUAUUGUUUUCUACACUCCCCUUUCAUUGAGGCCCAAGAAAUUGGUUUCCCUUUAAGUGGCUGUGCUGUACCUAGUUAAUGAGAAUAUGAAUAAUCAUGACAAUACUGCUUUUGAAAACCACCCUGUACAAGGAGGAAUUCUAGCUUGGUGAAACCUGUCUUCUGAUUAUUUGUUGUGACACAUUUGUACCUACCAUGAUCUGGGCAUUGUUUUUUUCUGUCCCAGGGAAAAGGAAAACUAUACUUAAUCUGAUUUUGCACAGGCAGUACAUAUAUCUUUUAUUUUUCCUUUUUAAAAUAUUUUUAUUGUUGUUAGUGAUACAGGGACAAUAGUUGGGUUGCCUAACAUUAAAACUGUAAUCACAGUUCCAUAUCAGGAUGUAAAUAAAUCAAACUCUAGGUCUUUGGACCCUCUGUGGAAAUAUUUCUAACCAGAAUUUCAAUUUGGCCUUUUCAAUGAAAGGCUUAGCGUGGUAGCAAGGGAUUCCUCCCUGUAGAAAACCUGAGAUCUCUGAUUGAAAGAGGAGGUGAUAUUUUAAUUGUUCGAAUUAAGCUUCAUCAGAAGUUGGAGUGUGUUUACCCACUUAGGACUUUCCAAAUCAAUUCUUACACGUUUUGUUAAAUGAUCCCCCUUUUCCUGCUCACAUUGUGUGUCAUUUCUGAUAAUCAAUAGGCCUCCGACCUGGGCAGCUCUUUGUUCCUUUAGGAGCAGGAGGUCACGUCUCAUUUCCAGGAUGGAUAUGAACAUUCACAAAGUCGAAUGUCGAGUGCAUUCUGUACAUAUUAAUUAUUGGAAUUGUUGAUAUAUAUUGUAUUAUACUACCAAAGAAAUAGUGAUCUUAGUGAAAGGACAGGCCACCCUCUGGAACAUUGAGACCCCCACAGAAUGUGCUAAUCUCCUUCUCUCAACUUUGUCAAGCCUCUGGCUGCUUUUGUCUGAUGAAGGGCAGGGCCUUUGGAAGAGGCCUCCUCGGGCUGGCCUGUUUUGGAGCUAGUACAUGCUUAUGCAUUUUUCAAAAGGGCGGUGCACUCAGAACUUUCAUUGCACCCAGGAUUUCUAAUUCCUUGCAGUUUGAACUGGCAGAAAGUGGUUGGGGCUACUUUCAGCUUCCAACGUGUGUUUGUAAAUAAAAUUCUCUGUCGAAACCUUUUAAUGAACUUGCCACGAUAUGUUUUUAUAAAUCUCAUGGCCUUCAUUUGCAUUGCUAAGCACAUCAGUCACAAUAAACAUCAUCAUAGUUUUAAAAAAAUACUUUUUUCUAAACUUGACUUUCUUCAGUGAUUUCAAAAUAAGGUACAAGGAUAUGAGACCCAUUUAGCAAAAGCCUGGGACUUGUUUCUCUAUAUGUUGUACUAACUAACAUUCAACUUGUUUUAAAAUAUUCCUGACGGAUUUUUUUUUAAAUUAUAGAUGUGAAUUAAAAUUCUUUUUUAUAAUAUAAGUAUUUUUCUGAUAGAUUAGGAAAAAGGAUAUGAUCGACUUUACUAUAAUUGUUAUAUAUAUUUCCAUAAGUAAAUGGAUUUGAGAUAUUUUUAUUUUUUGAAUUUUAUUUAAACCAUUUGUGAUGACGUGUUCAACUUUUGCGUGUAUGUAGCCUUUGAAGUAAAAAUAAAAUAAAAUAAAUAGGAAUGUUAGGUUCACA